Messenger RNA from Stylonychia lemnae, 867 nucleotides. The record is from the annotation of a GenBank genome assembly. Lineage: Eukaryota; Ciliophora; Spirotrichea; Sporadotrichida; Oxytrichidae.
AUGAUUCCAAUGCAAGUCGCUGAUUUUUACAAGCACAGAGAUACCACCAAUAAACUCAGAUCCCACUUAGUUAAAACUUUGAUAGCUAAGUGUCAUAAGAUCUUAGAAGAAAAGGUUUACAACAAAGAAGAAUUCACUACUCGUGUUUCAUAUCUAUUAUAGUCUAAUGAUCCCUAAUCUAGGAUUAUAUCUCUCAGAUUGUUCAGCUAUCUCCCGAGUUUCAUCUAAACCAGACUAGAUAUUUAACAUAAAAUUCUUCAUAUACUUACCUCAACUCAGAAUAACUAAGAAAGAGAAGUAGCUAAUUAAACCAUCACAAUGAUUAGUGAGGGCUCUGAACUGUUUGCAUAGAGCAUUAUGAAUAAGGUGGAGGAGACUGUUUUAAGUGGUAAUUUUUCAAGAGACACUUGCUCUCAUUUCAUUAUGGCUAUAUCAAAUAUCAGUGGAGAUGCAUAAAAUGCAAUUAAGUUUGUUGAAAUUAUAAAAACUCUAUAUGAAAAAGCUUACCAUAUAUAUGGAGGUGGGCUAGAUAGUGUGCUUUUGCUAAGUCUAAUAAAAAUGGUUAAUAGAUCCCCUAUAAUAUUGAACAAGGCUAGUUUAUUCCUAAAGGAUAUAUAAAACUUAGAGGGAUUAGAAUUGAUUUCAAGAAAAUACAUAAUUAGUGAUGAUAUCAUUAAUAAGUUACUAAAUUAGAUUAUUGCUAGUUAAUCUGAUGUUUCUAAGGAAUAGAUAUUUUUAUUAAAGAUAAUAGUCAACAAUAGCGGUCAUUUGAAAGAUCUUAAAGCUUAUCAUUAACAAAUUGACAUUAUUUUGUAGAACUGUUCUAUUGAGAACAAGUCAUAGCAAGAUUUUUUUGGAGGCUAUUGA